This is a messenger RNA of Aquila chrysaetos chrysaetos, 4947 nucleotides long. Its product is annotated as heparan sulfate glucosamine 3-O-sulfotransferase 3B1. The transcript has 2 exons. Gene Ontology annotation, molecular function: [heparan sulfate]-glucosamine 3-sulfotransferase activity. Lineage: Eukaryota; Metazoa; Chordata; Aves; Accipitriformes; Accipitridae. Bases 150 to 1220 code for a protein of 356 amino acids. The record is from RefSeq and is a predicted model, not a curated record.
CGGGCAGCGGGCGGGCGGGCAGCGGGGCGGGCAGCGCGGCGCGGCGUUAUGGGGCCGUGCUGAGGCUCGGGGGUGCCCAUGCGGCGCCGGGCAGAGCCGAAGCGAGCCGGACCAACUCCAGCCAUGCAUCCCGGCGCGCCCGCGGGCACAUGGGGCAGCGCUUGAACCGCUGCCUCGAUGUCCCCGUCGCGCUGCCGCCGCUGAGGCGGAGGCUCCUGCUGCUCUUCAUCAUGCUCUUCCUCUGGCUCUAUAUGUUUUACUCCUGCGCCGGCUCCUGCGCCGGGCUGGCGACCCGCGGUUCCCCCGCACCGCCCCGCGCCGCCCCGCCGCUUCCCCAGCUGCUACCGCCGGUUCCGGGGGAGCCGGGCGAGGAGAGCAGCCUGGAGGAGCAACGGGCAGCGCCCGACGCCGUCAGCCCCAUCUCCACCUUCUUCAACGGCUCCGGCACCAAGCGGCUGCCGCAGGCCAUCAUCAUCGGCGUGAAGAAGGGGGGGACGCGGGCGCUGCUGGAGUUCCUGCGGGUGCACCCCGACGUCCGCGCCGUCGGCGCCGAGCCCCACUUCUUCGACCGCAACUACGAGCGGGGACUCGCCUGGUACAGGGACCUCAUGCCCAGGACCCUGGAGGGGCAGAUCACCAUGGAGAAGACCCCCAGCUACUUCGUCACCAAGGAGGCCCCAGCCCGCAUCUCCUCCAUGUCCAAGGGCACAAAGCUCAUCGUGGUGGUGCGGGACCCCGUGACCAGAGCCAUCUCGGACUACACCCAGACGCUCUCCAAGAAGCCCGAUAUCCCCACCUUUGAGAGCCUGACCUUCAAAAACAGGACUACGGGCCUGAUCGACACCUCGUGGAGCGCCAUCCAGAUUGGCAUCUAUGCCAAGCACCUGGAGAACUGGCUCCUCUACUUCCCCAUCGGGCAGAUCCUCUUUGUCAGUGGGGAGAGGCUGAUCAGCGACCCCGCGGGGGAGCUGGGCAGGGUCCAGGACUUUCUGGGCCUCAAGAGGAUCAUCACCGACAAACACUUCUACUUCAACAAAACCAAGGGGUUCCCCUGCCUGAAGAAGGCGGAAGGCAGCAGCAAACCCCACUGCCUGGGGAAGACGAAAGGCAGGACCCACCCCGACAUAGACCAGGAGGUGGUGCAGAGACUGCGGGACUUCUACCGGCCCUUCAACAUGAAGUUCUACCAGAUGACGGGGCAGGACUUCGGCUGGGACUGAGGCUGGCGUGGGAAAGUCUCCUGUAAUUUCUUGCCCAGCACGGUUUGCGUAUAUAAAGAGAUAUAUAUGUAUGUAAAAUGUACAGAAAUCUAUUUUAUAAUAAUUUAUUUUUAAUUCCUAAGCAAUUAAUUCACUAAGCUGCCUAACCGCACUGGCUAGAAUGGUAGCCCGUAACCUGUUUAACAUUCCAUGGUGUUUAAUUCUAAUAUGUCUCUCCUUUUUUUUUUUUUUUCCCCACCCCUUCUGUUUUCUCCUCUUUUUGGUUUGGUUUGUAACAGACGGUGCUUCCAUUUUUCCUAAACAAAAUUUGUAUUUAAAAAAUCAAAAAAAGCGAGGGUGGCAGGGGAGGGGUGGGGAGGGAGGGAAAGCACAAAUUUAUUUUUGUUACGGGUAUCUGGCCUUUAUAAACACUUGCUUUCCCUAUUCCAGUGUCCCAGUCUCUGCUCCGGUGUUGUGCUCCCUUGUCCCACAGCUUUACAGUUAGUCCCGCAGCCCCGGGGGAGGUUUCUCUGGGGCGGGUGGGGAGGGAGGCUGGUCAUCUCCCUACAACCCACAUACCUCUGCUGAGCAGCAGUGCGUUUUACUGGUGGCUGUAAAGCGCAGGGAACCCCAAGCCAUACAGCUCCUGCUCUGCAGCCCAGGACUCUGCCGGGAGGGUAACGUGCUCGUUUUCCAGCGGAGAAGCCGCAGAGCCUGUUGCAUGGGCAGAGCUGUCUCCUCAGUAUACUUAUCUUUCUUGCCUUUUGUCAAGGAGGCUCUUUCCCACGAUCCCUCUAUGCAUUUUAAAUCUUUACUGCAGGACAAAUGUAAAAAUACAUGUAUCUGUAUGUGACACGCUCAGCGCUGGUCUGAAUGACUUGCAAGAAGCGUCGCUCCAGGAGUGCCUGUGCGCACAGAGCACUGCUGGGAGGUGGCUGCGCCGGCAGCGCGGGGAGCAGCGUCCACCCACCAAAGACGCCAGCAGAGUUGCGGUGUCACGGGAAAACCCCAGGUCUCUGCUUGGUGCCAUCCCUAGCAUGGAGGGUGUCCCAGGACACGGCGCAGGCAGCACUACCAUCUCCAGCCCUGCAGCCGCUGGAGCAGCUCCCGGUGCCUAAGACUGGGGAACAUCAACCUUGGCCCCCUUGAUUCCCAUUACAUUUUGGUCCAACACCCUAUCCACGGUCUCUCCCAAGAAUCUGUAGAAAAGCAGGGGGGAGUCUGGGCUGUACUUGGGUUGGGGUGUUGCUGUCAGCCCAGGUGUAGCCAGGUACGCCCCCCCCCUGCCCCGAUGCCCCGGGCAAGCGCAGGGGUGGUAGCCAGGCAGGACAGGAGGCUCUGAGCACUUAACCAUCAACCCAGGUACAAUAACCUGGAGAUCCUUCCCCUCAGGUGGAACCAAAUGCUUUGGGGCAUUAGGACAGGUUGGCAGGGCUCUCCUGAGAGCUCUAGGCACGUUUUGUGUGCUCAGGACGUUUUGAUAAGCACCGUGUGUGCCAAUGCCUUAUCGUUACUGUCGGGGGUUCUGCUAGCUCAACUGGAACGUUUUCAGAGCAAGGUGGCAGCAGAAGUGAUUUGCUCCUUGAAUUUUUAACAGAAGCAGGGCUACGUUGUCUUUGGGCAACAAGAACCCAUGCACCUCACCUGCAGCGCUGAAAUGAUGUACUGCACUGAGCAUGGAGCUUGCUGGAUAAAUCUCAUGACAUUACCAUGUAAGCACUUGCAUAAAGCAGGCGGUGUAAGUAAAACUCGAAACAGCAAAUGCACCAAUGGGCAGAGCAUACGUGAGUUGUGUUAAUCCUCUAGUUUUAUAUGCAUUGCCUAUAUAAAUGCACGCCCUGCACAUCUCCCCAGUCACCCAUAGCAAACCACCUUUGAGUACCACAUUGCUGAGCCAUGCCCAGCUGUGGUGGGGUGUUUUCAGUGGCAUUUCCCAGAUGUUUCUUUUACUUUGCAGCCUCCUUGCUCUUGCCUGCUCCUUACAGCUCUCUGCUGCAGCUGUUUGGUGAUGAAAAGGCUCUUUGGAGCCUGGACUGCGCUCUCCCUGGGUCUUGAUUUAGUCCUGCUCAGGUGGAUACCCACCUCUGGGUCUGCUGGAGGGAUUUGCAGGUAAAGUGCUGCCCUUCAGUGCUUUGUUUGAACCUAAGGGCUCUUGGCUUGGCUCAGCAGUGUCACAUCUCUGAAGGGAUUUAGGGACUCGCACCUCCCUCAGUGCUGGUGGGGCGUGUGUGGGUUCAUACAUGGGGUGCAGUGCACUGGGGUGUCCUCAAGCAAAGGGAGAUGCUAAGCAUAACGUCAGGACUGAGCUGCCUAGCAAACCUGCUGUGAGCAGGGUGCAAAUCCCUCCUUGGGGUUUGCCUCCAAGCACAUCAUCCUACAAACAGGAAAGUUGGGCAAAUCCUCUCCUUUUUGCCCUGAGCCAUUUCUAGCAACAAAGCGAUGCUUUGGCCCGAUGCAGUCCCACUUCCAGAAGUCACAGGCGUGAGCGUGGGGCCUGCUGAGCUGCGCAGGUUGACAGACCACACACACAAUGCCCGUCCUGCAAAACACAGCUGCAAACCUUGAGUGGUGAUUGGAUCUAUGCAUGUUUGGGGUCUUUGGUUUUAGCUCCAGCCAGGUCCCUGGCUCUGUUCCCCGCUGCCAGGACAGGCAAUGAAUGCACGAGCGUGUCUGCUUUAUCACAAACCCUGCUGCUGUUGGGUGACUGAGGGGAAGGGGCUGCGGGGGUGAGGGGUGGGGAGGAGAAGAAAAUACUUCCUGGUGGAAGAGUGGGUUUUGGUUCUCAAAACCUCAGUCGUCCUACUAGCUGGCUUAUGCAGUGUGUGGAAAGACGCUCAUCCUCUCCACUUGGCCUUUGGGUAAGCUCCCAGCCGCGACCGCACUGCUUCCCCAAGCGGUUUCGCUGGCUGAGCCCUUCCGCUGCGUGGCAAGAGCCUCCGGGAUCUACCGCGUUGGCGUGGCUUCCUUUCCGUGCGGUUCCCUCCGGAGCACGUGUGCGUGCCUGCUUUUGAAUGCUGGAAGAUUUCGCAUCCCCUACGUCUUCCUUCUUCCUUUCUUGGAAACAACUUUUUAAUAUCCCAAUGCCUUCCUCAGCUAUACAGCAGAGUGUGGGCUUAAUUUGUAUAAUCAAGCCCUGCUGAAAAACGCUCUCAUGAAGCAAUCUUGUUGGAAAGUAGGAAUACAGAGAGUGAAUAAUAACUUCUAACCUUAAGCAAAUUGUUAGCCCUGGCUCAAUAUCCUUCGUAAUGAAGUCUGCACUAGACUUUUAACAUAAAGGCCUUACCUAGCAAAUAAGACAAUGAAGUUGAAUUUCCCGUGGUGUACAUCUGGUUGCUAAUACCAGAAUCAGUGCUAUUGUCAUAAUUUAAAAAAAAAAACAACAAUAACUUUUUUUGAAGUUAAGCUUGAAGGUGUGAUUAGAAGUUCUUUUUUUUUUUCCACAUAGUAACAUUAAUUUAUGGCUGAGUUUCAUUCAGUCCUGUAUUCAGAAGUGCAGUACAGAUAUUAGUGACGUGUUGUCUGUAACAUGGUACUAUAGAGUAGCCAAUUUGUAAGAAAAAGAACAAAAUGGAAAGAAAAAACAAAAAAACGCACAAAAAAGAAAAUCUGAAAAAAAUGUAAAUCGAUUAUUUUGUGGUAUGUACAACACAAAUUAAUUUUACACAGAGAAAGAUGUUUCUAGGGAAAUGAAAUUCUGGUAAUUCAUACUAUUUGUAUGAACAAAUAAAAGCUAUAUUUUACCAAGCGA